UGGAUAAGCUGCUUGCUUGGACCAUGUUCUGAGAUGCGAUGUUGGAAAUCCUAGUGACAUUGAUUUAUAUGUUUAAAAUUUUGAACCCUAGCAGCUCUAAGCAUUUGGGAGCAAUUUCACAGUCCAGGCAGUAUGAAAUCGUUACAGAACCCGUCAAAGUGUAUCCUUCAUGACUAUCUUGCCCAUACCAUUACACUGAAAAUGGUCUUGAUAGAACCGCAUUGAAUCUCAAUCCACUGUAAUACUAUAACACCCUCAACGAAACGUUCACCGAAAUAAGUGCUGCAAUCAUCCCUGUCAUCAAAUGCUAUAAAAUUAGGAGCUGCUGCGCUUUCACUGUGUUGAGCUGAUGCUUCUCUAUAUUUAAUCGCAUUCCUGAAGGAGAGUAAUCGCCCUUAGAGUCACAAAAUCUAUUGUGGGCAGGAGAGCAAAAUCUUAAUCGCCGUUAGAGGUUCGUGUGCUCAACCAAAUGCGAUUAGCCUAGCUCCCAGUCACCCAAGCCCGCCUCUCUUCCCAUAUUUUUCUUCAUAAUGUCCGCAGUAUCUACUCCUUGUGUAUCCACAAUAAUUUUGUCCCCGUAUUAGUUAUUGGCCUGCUGCAAGCUUAGAUUCGGUAUCCACUUUGUGAGGAGCGAUGGCAGCUAUGGCAGCAGCGAAGGUUUAGUUUUUGGGCCAGCACGUACUGGCUAGCAGGAGCGAGGUGGUAGGUCAGAAGCCGGGUGCCAAGCGCGCAGUGUCUCUGCUCAACUUCGGCAAGCAGGACGUCGAAGAACCAGCAACGAGGAGUUGGCAAAGUGGUAAGUUAAGUUUUCAGUGUCUAGGUCGGGUUAACUUGUGUAUGGAAUCUGCGUGGUAUGAGGACGUUACAAUGCAGGGUUGGAGCUAGCGGACGUGGGUGCCUAGCACAAGGAUUGGUCGAAUUCUGGUGCAAUUGUGCGUCUUUCUUACUUGAAUAAUGCCUGAGUCUAGUACCGAUCAUAUUUGGCUACGGCUGUGGCUCGUAACGCAGCCUUACGAACAAUGCGACUUGUGUUGACUAUGGAUAUGUUGCACUUAACAUUGAGUCAUGCAGGUCCCGACAGGACCAUCUACUUGCUCGAGGGUCUCUUGGCUAAGAACGAGAUCCCCGAGUAUUUGACUGGGGAGGUCCCUGGAGACUAUGGGUGCUACCCUCUUGGUCUGUCCAUGAAGUCGGAGGACUUCGACAAACUGGAGGUUUGCUGCUGGAAGGUGACUCUAUCAAAUAUUUCGGAGCUACUAUUCCCAUCAAUCUGGCAGCCGCAGUGAUUGCCGAGGUGAUAUUGGUUAGAGGAGCCGAAUUCUACAGGUCGACUAAUAAGUCUCCAUUGGGAUCGGGAAGCGCUCAAUGUUAUAGCUACUGCAUGCUUCAUCUCCGUGAAAUGCGUCUCUAACCGAUGGUUCCUGAUGUUUCGGUGGUCAUUAUUCGGAGUGCUAAACUGCUUUCGCAAUCAUGUGACGUGCAGGAUCUUGACCGACUAUACCCAGGAGGAGCGUUCGACCCUCUGGGUCUUGCCAAUGAUCCCGAAUAGUUCGUCUUGUUGAAGGUGAAGGAGAUCACGAACGGUAGGCUGGCUAUGUUCUCCAUGCUGGGGUUCUUCGUCCAGGCUUACAUGCCUGGCCAGUCCAGAACUUGGCUGCUCACUUGAGCGAUCCGUUCGGAGGCAAUCUGCUGACAAUGAUCCAGGGAUCAGCAGAGCUCUUCCCAAGCCUAAAAGAGAUUUGUCAACAUUACCUUGGUCCUGCAAGGUUUAGACUUUGUUUAAAUGUAUGUAGGAUGGUAUUUAGGUGGAUACGACGUGCUUAGUCAUCGUGUACUUCUGGCUUGAGCUUGGCCCGAGGCUAAAUGCUGACAGUAUUUUUUGAGGUAUGACUGCCAUUUUUGAAGUGUGGCAGCCAGUUCAUGUGUGCUGAACAUGCUUAGAAACGGGUGGACAAAAUAAAUCCUUAUCCCAAUGAUUAUGCAUUUUCAA
Messenger RNA from Physcomitrium patens, 1990 nucleotides. NCBI's taxonomy places the organism in Eukaryota, Viridiplantae, Streptophyta, Bryopsida, Funariales, Funariaceae. The record is from RefSeq and is a predicted model, not a curated record.